AUGUUUUUGAAGGUGAGCAGAGGAAAAAAAGUCCCCCCAGUGAGGGUCUAUGGGUCUGAUUGUGUAGUUCUGAUGGAGCCCCCCUUGAGCAAGAGGAACCCGCCAGCGCUGAGAUUAGCGGAUUUGGCAACGGCUCAGGCCAGGCCGCUUCAGAAUAUGACAGGCUUCCCGGCGCUGGGCAGCCCGCCCGCCCACUCCCAACUCCGCGCCACAGCCACGCACCUCCGCCCUCGGGACCUGAGCGCUGACCCCGGCGUGGCCAUCACUCCGCUCGGACCGGAGCACAUGGCUCAAGCGAGCGCGGUCGGCCUCAGCCCACCCUCCCAGGCGCUCCCGGCACAGCCUGAGGCGCCGGCGGCCGCCGCCCGCGCUGCAGCCUCGGUCGCGCACCCCGGCGCCUGCACCUACCCCGGUGGCGGGGGCAGCAGCCGCGCGCAGCCCUCCGCGCCCCCGCCCCCAGCCCCUCCUCUUCCUCCCUCCCCUCCACCCCCUCCUCCUCCCCCUCCCCCUCCUCCUGCCCUCUCGGGCUACACCACCACCGACAGUGGCGGCGGCGGCAGCAGCGGCAAAGGCCACAGCAGGGACUUCGUCCUCCGGAGGGACCUUUCCGCCACGGCCCCCGCGGCGGCCAUGCACGGGGUCCCGCUUGGAGGGGAGCAGCGGUCUGGCACGGGCUCCCCCCAGCACUCGGCCCCGCCUCCCCACUCGGCCGGCAUGUUCAUCUCGGCCAGCGGCACCUACGCGGGCCCGGACGGCGGCGGCGGCGGGGGCCCGGCGCUCUUCCCUGCGCUGCACGACGCUCCGGGAGCCCCCGGCGGCCACCCGCACCCGCUCAACGGCCAGAUGCGCCUGGGGCUAGCGGCGGCGGCCGCAGCCGCCGCGGCUGAGCUGUACGGCCGCACCGAGCCGCCCUUCGCGCCGCGCUCCGGGGAUGCGCACUACGGGGCGGUGGCGGCUGCUGCAGCCGCCGCCCUGCACGGCUACGGAGCCGUGAACUUAAACCUGAACCUGGCGGCCGCGGCUGCGGCCGCGGCGGCCGGGCCGGGGCCCCACCUGCAGCACCACGCGCCGCCCCCGGCGCCGCCGCCGCCGCCGCCGCCGGCGCCCGCGCAGCACCCGCACCAGCACCACCCCCACCUCCCAGGGGCGGCCGGGGCCUUCCUGCGCUACAUGCGGCAGCCAAUCAAGCAGGAGCUCAUCUGCAAGUGGAUCGACCCCGACGAGCUGGCCGGGCCGCCGCCGCCGCCGCCACCGCCCCCGGCCGGCGGCGCCAAGCCCUGCUCCAAAACUUUCGGCACCAUGCACGAGCUGGUGAACCACGUCACGGUGGAGCACGUGGGCGGCCCCGAGCAGAGCAACCACGUCUGCUUCUGGGAGGACUGUCCGCGCGAGGGCAAGCCCUUCAAGGCCAAAUACAAGCUCAUCAACCACAUCCGCGUGCACACGGGCGAGAAGCCCUUUCCCUGCCCGUUCCCGGGCUGCGGCAAGGUCUUCGCGCGCUCCGAGAACCUCAAGAUCCACAAGCGCACUCAUACAGGGGAAAAGCCUUUCAAAUGUGAAUUUGAUGGCUGUGACAGGAAAUUUGCCAAUAGCAGCGAUCGGAAGAAACAUUCCCACGUCCACACCAGCGACAAGCCCUACUACUGCAAGAUCCGAGGCUGUGACAAGUCCUACACUCACCCCAGCUCUCUGAGAAAGCACAUGAAGAUUCACUGCAAGUCUCCACCACCUUCUCCAGGAGCCCUUGGUUACUCAUCAGUGGGGACUCCAGUGGGUGCCCCCUUGUCCCCUGGGCUGGACCCAACCAGGAGUCGCUCUAGCACUCUGUCCCCUCAGGUGACCAACCUCAAUGAGUGGUAUGUUUGCCAGGCCAGUGGAGCACCGAGCCACCUUCACACACCUUCCAGCAAUGGAAGUACUUCGGAGUCUGAAGAUGAGGAGAUGUAUGGGAACUCGGAAGUUGCGCGGACGAUACAUUAG
Molecule: messenger RNA, 1980 nt
Organism: Callorhinus ursinus (northern fur seal)
Lineage: Eukaryota; Metazoa; Chordata; Mammalia; Carnivora; Otariidae
Gene: ZIC5
Product: Zic family member 5
Biological process (GO): regulation of transcription by RNA polymerase II
Cellular component (GO): nucleus
Molecular function (GO): DNA-binding transcription factor activity, RNA polymerase II-specific; RNA polymerase II cis-regulatory region sequence-specific DNA binding
Source: RefSeq, a predicted model, not a curated record